This is a messenger RNA of Oppiella nova, 600 nucleotides long. NCBI's taxonomy places the organism in Eukaryota, Metazoa, Arthropoda, Arachnida, Sarcoptiformes, Oppiidae. The record is from the annotation of a GenBank genome assembly.
CUUACUUUUAAAAGUAUAUUAUUUUAAAUAAUCUAAUUUUAUUUUAAUUAAAUUAAUAUUUAUAACCCCAACACCAAAAAUAUGAAUAUAAUUUCAUACGCCUUAUAUAUUUUUACUACCGGUGUUGUCCUACUAAUAACCAUAGCUCUGGGUGGAAAAUGUCCACAGACACAGUACUCAGCCCUAAUCGCACCGUGCGUUUGCGAGAACGACACAUGGAUUACUUGUAGCACUAAUGAGUCCUUCAAUAUUAAGCGCACCUUUGAGUACAUCUCACAGUCUGUCCACUGGAAGGACAGACACUUCGAGCGCCUCAUCAUAAACGCCACGGAAUUACACGAAAUACCAGAAAUGGCUUUCGGAGACAUUGUGUUCAAUGAGCUACAGGUGCUCAACGCCCGCAAACUCCAUACCAUACAUACCAACGCAUUUGGAGCCACGCGUCUACACAUGAAACGCCUGUCCAUUACCGGUGCCGACAGCCUAACCACCACUACCUACCAGUACAACCUGUUUGAGGCCUUGUCCUCCAUCAACAACAUACAGGCGCUGGAAGUUACCGGCGCUAACCUCGUGGACAUACCUGAACGGGCGUUCAAA